Molecule: messenger RNA, 1982 nt
Organism: Pezoporus flaviventris
Lineage: Eukaryota; Metazoa; Chordata; Aves; Psittaciformes; Psittacidae
Gene: RFT1
Product: RFT1 homolog
Exons: 13
Coding region: 35-1669 (544 amino acids)
Biological process (GO): dolichol-linked oligosaccharide biosynthetic process; glycolipid translocation
Cellular component (GO): endoplasmic reticulum membrane
Source: RefSeq, a predicted model, not a curated record
UGACGCGUUCGCGGAGCGACGGCGUCGCCGUUUGAUGCGGGCGGGACCGAUGGGCUCGCAGGAGGUGCUCGGGCAGACCACGCGGCUGGCAUCCUCCAGCGCGCUGCUGCAGGUGCUGUUCCGGGCGGUCACGUUCGCGCUCAACGCCUUCACUCUGCGCUACCUCUCCAGGGAGCUGAUCGGUGUGGUCAACGUGAGGCUCACUUUGCUGUAUUCAACGGUUGUCUUCCUGGCAAGGGAGGCGUUUCGCAGAGCUUGUCUGAGUGCAAGUACAAAGAGAAACUGGACCAAAACAAUUAACCUGUUGUGGCUGACAGUCCCUCUUGGUGUUUUUUGGUCGGUUUGCUUGGGCUUAGUCUGGCUACACUUGCUCGAAGUACCUGAUCCUUCUGUGGUUCCUCAUUAUCAGGCUGGUGUAGUAGCAUUUGGUCUUUCUGCAAUUAUUGAACUUCUGGGAGAGCCAUUCUGGGUUUUAGCACAAGCUCAUUUGUUUGUGAGACUUAAGGUAAUUGCUGAAAGCCUUUCAGUAGUGUCAAAAUGCAUUUUGACGGUUAUUUUAGUAGUCCUUUAUCCUCAAUGGGGCCUCUACAUUUUUUCCUUGGCUCAGCUUUUAUAUACCAGUGUGCUGGUACUGUGCUACGUUAUUUAUUUUGUGAUGUUUUUGGGAUCUCCUGAAGCAACAAAGAAGUCAUUUCCAGUUGCUAGAAUGAAAGCUUUAUUGCCCAAUAUGGUGGAAGAUGAGACCUUUGUUAACUGGAAGGAAGCACGGUUGACUUGGAGUUUCUUCAAACAGUCCUUCUUGAAACAGAUUUUGACAGAGGGUGAACGGUAUGUGAUGACUUUUUUGAAUGUGUUAAAUUUUGGAGAUCAGGGUGUCUAUGAUAUCGUGAAUAAUCUCGGUUCACUGGUGGCCAGGUUUAUCUUUUUGCCUAUUGAGGAGAGUUUUUAUGUCUUUUUUGCCAAAGUGCUAGAAAGAGGGAAGAAUGUAAAGGAUCAGAAGAAGGACGAUGUUGCUAUGGCUGCAAAUGUAUUAGAAUCACUGUUAAAACUUGUGCUUCUGACUGGCCUUACCAUCACGGUUUUUGGCUAUGCCUAUUCUCAGCUGGCUCUGGAUAUUUACGGAGGUUCAAUGCUCAGUUCUGGAACCGGUCCAAAUCUCCUCCGAUGUUACUCAUUAUAUGUCCUAUUUCUUGCUGUCAAUGGAGUAACGGAAUGUUUUACGUUUGCUUUGAUGUGUAAAGAAGAGGUGGACAGGUACAAUUUUGUUAUGCUGGCCUUGUCUUUCACAUUUCUGUGCAUCUCUUACUUCUUGACUCACUGGCAUGGCAGUGUGGGCUUUAUUCUUGCCAACUGCUUUAACAUGGGUAUCCGAAUAGCUCACAGCAUCCACUAUAUCUAUGAUUACUUCAAAGAAAGCACUUGCAGACCUCUGAUGGGCUUGCUUCCCUCCCCAUUUUUGGUGCUCGUUUAUAUCAUAAGUGGAGUGAUCACUGGUGUCUCAGAGGUGUUCUUCUGCUGCGAUAAGGGUUGGAUGGCAAGGCUGAUUCACAUCGGCAUGGGCGCUCUGUGCUUUGCUGCAACCAUCGUUACUAUGUUCUGCACAGAGACCAAGCUGAUCCACUUUGUCAGAAGCCAGUUCCUCUCCCAGUAUAUGAAGAAAGGAACAUGAAAUGCUCAUGUGAAGAACAGUUCUUGUAUGUGCUUGCAGUAAAGGGCUGUAUUUUUUCCAUAAGAUCAGUAUGUGUCCUGGGUUCUGCAGAGAGAUUGAGUUGUUGGUGUUCUGAAGUGUAAAGCAGUGUGCAGGAAGUUCUGAUGUGUACAACUAAAUGAGUGGGAUACCCAGCAUGUGUCCAUGCUAGCUGUGGAAGAUCAGUUCAUUGAGCAGAUUUAUUUAUGAGGGUGUUAAUUGACUUGUCAAAAAUAGCUGAAAGAGAAAAGGGAUUUUGAGCCAUGUUUGACAGAAGGUGUUAAUUACAGUCACA